Molecule: messenger RNA, 1077 nt
Organism: Striga hermonthica
Lineage: Eukaryota; Viridiplantae; Streptophyta; Magnoliopsida; Lamiales; Orobanchaceae
Source: the annotation of a GenBank genome assembly
AUGGAUCAUGGCGAAGAACCGCCCGAGGGGACCGUGCAGAACAUCUUGGAUCAGGAGACGCUCAAGUGGGUGUUCGUCGGCGGCAAGGGCGGCGUCGGCAAGACGACGUGCAGCUCGAUCCUGGCCAUCAUGCUCGCGAGCGUGCGACCUUCCGUGCUCAUCAUAUCCACCGACCCUGCCCACAACCUCAGCGAUGCCUUCCAGCAGAGGUUCACGAAGAGUCCUACUCUUGUCACCGGGUUUUCGAAUUUGUACGCCAUGGAAGUUGACCCUAAUGUGGAAAAUGACGAGAGUGGUGGUUCGGAUACUGAUGGGUUUAUGUCGGAUUUAACGAAUUCUAUCCCAGGAAUUGAUGAGGCUAUGAGUUUUGCAGAAAUGCUCAAGCUAGUGCAGACUAUGGAUUAUUCUGUUAUAGUGUUUGAUACCGCUCCAACUGGUCACACACUUCGCCUAUUACAAUUUCCUUCGACAUUAGAAAAAGGGCUUGCUAAGAUGAUGACCUUGAAGAACAAGUUUGGCGGCUUGUUUAGUCAGAUGACUCGCCUUUUUGGGGUUGGUGAUGAUUUUGGUGAAGAUGACAUCCUGGGAAGGCUUGAAGGCAUGAAAGACGUGAUUGAACAAGUGAACAAUCAGUUUAAGGAUCCUGAUAUGACGACUUUCGUCUGUGUUUGCAUUCCUGAGUUCCUGUCCUUGUAUGAAACUGAACGGCUUGUUCAGGAGCUCACUAGAUUUGAGAUUGAUACACAUAAUAUCAUAAUUAAUCAAGUAAUUUUCGAUGAAGAAGUUGUUGAGUCGAAGUUACUCAAAGCUCGAAUGCAAAUGCAACAAAAGUACCUGGACCAGUUUUACGUACUAUACGAUGAUUUUCACAUUUCUAAGUUGCCAUUGCUCCCCCAGGAGGUUUGUGGGAUAGAGGCAUUGAAAGCAUUUUCGCACAACUUUUUAUCUCCCUAUCAACCAUCCAUUGAUCGAGGGACGGUAGAAGAAUUGGAGCAGAGAGUAUCAACGCUAAGAGAGCAACUGACAGAGGCUGAGUCAGAACUCGAAAGAUUGAAAAAAGGGAAACAGAAGGUGUGA